Molecule: messenger RNA, 1624 nt
Organism: Ananas comosus (pineapple)
Lineage: Eukaryota; Viridiplantae; Streptophyta; Magnoliopsida; Poales; Bromeliaceae
Exons: 11
Coding region: 115-1443 (442 amino acids)
Source: RefSeq, a predicted model, not a curated record
CCAGCGUAAUAGAUAGACGUUAUCAAAGAUGAGUUGUUGUUAAAGGCCGCGGAAGCAAAGAACCAUUUAGCAUAUACUCUCGAACACUCUCCGGGUCUCCCGUCUCGCACUGAGAUGUCGGCCUCCGCGGCCCAUGCCUGCCUCCCCCUCCGCGGCGACUGCGCCGCCGUGGGCUCGGCGUCGAGGACGAGCAGGCGCCGCAGCCGCCUCCCGCAAAGGGCUCGGAGUCCCGCCGUCCGGUGCGCGCGCGCGGCGGAGGAGACGGAGAGCGCGCCGCGGGUGGCGACGCUGCGCAGCGGCGGCGGCGGGGCCGACUCGCUGGUGAUCUGCCGCGUCCUGAACGGGAUGUGGCAGACGAGCGGCGCGUGGGGCCGCAUCGACCGCGAUGCCGCCGUCGACGCCAUGCUCCGCCACGCCGACGCCGGCCUCACCACCUUCGACAUGGCCGAUCACUAUGGUCCUGCAGAGGAUUUGUAUGGCAUUUUUAUUAACAAGGUCCGGCGAGAGCGUCCACCGGAGUUGCUUGAAGAGAUCAAGGGUCUUACCAAGUGGGUGCCGCCUCCAGUUAAAAUGACCGACAGCUAUGUUCGGGAAAAUAUCAACACCUCGAGGAAGAGGAUGGAUGUCGCUUGCUUGGACAUGUUGCAGUUUCACUGGAAGGUCAACUUGACGGCAGUAUGGAAUAAGGGCUGUGUGAAAAGUAGAAGUUCGAAGAAAAGAAUGAGGACUUGCGGUGCAGCAAUCUUUUUUCUUAGGGAAUUUCGAAACUUUGAGGCUGUCAAAAUCAUCUUAUGGUGGGAUUACUCAAAUCCUGGAUACCUUGAUGCCCUGAAACACCUGACUGACCUAAAAGAAGAAGGUAAAAUUAAGACUCUGGCUUUGACAAACUUUGAUACCGAACAUUUGCAUAUAAUCCUGGAAAAUAAAAUCCCAAUCGUUAGCAACCAGGUUCAACAUUCUGUUGUAGACAUGCGCCCACAGCAAAGAAUGGCCGAGCUUUGCCAGCUAACAGGAGUUAAACUUAUAACGUAUGGUACUGUAAUGGGAGGUCUGCUGUCCGAGAAGUUUCUAGAUACCAAUCUAUCAAUUCCCUUUGCUGGCCCUCCUCUAAAUACUCCCUCUCUGCAGAAGUAUAAGAGGAUGGUGGAUGCUUGGGGCGGAUGGAGCCUGUUCCAAAAUUUGCUUCAAACAAUGAAAAAGGUGGCUUCCAAACAUGGUGUGGCAAUCCCUACUGUUGCUGUCAGAUACAUAUUGGAUCAGUCGUCGGUUGCUGGGUCGAUGGUGGGUGUAAGGUUGGGUCUCGCCGAGCAUAUAAAGGACACAAAUGCUGUGUUUUCACUAAACUUGGACGAAGAGGACUUGAACAGCAUAACUGAAGCAUCGAAGAAAGGGAGGGAUCUGAUGAAAGUGAUCGGCGACUGUGGGGAUGAGUAUCGGGCAUAAAGUGUAUUGGUAUUUUACAUAGUUUUCGGGUGUAAUAUUACCAUAACAGAGUUAUUUGUCUGGAUACAUCCAGUUCAAAUGUUUUAAAUUUUGGGAGGUUCCAUAUCGCAUCGAGUUCUGUGAAACAUCUCUUCUUGCUGUUCUCAUUCAUACUCAAAAAGUGUUUUAUCUUUUAGUAUUA